Messenger RNA from Anopheles arabiensis, 1248 nucleotides. Its product is annotated as cytochrome P450 4d2-like. The record is from RefSeq and is a predicted model, not a curated record. NCBI's taxonomy places the organism in Eukaryota, Metazoa, Arthropoda, Insecta, Diptera, Culicidae. Bases 1 to 1242 code for a protein of 413 amino acids. Gene Ontology annotation, molecular function: oxidoreductase activity, acting on paired donors, with incorporation or reduction of molecular oxygen; monooxygenase activity; iron ion binding. The transcript has 2 exons.
AUGCAAGCGCGUACGGUCGAAAAGACGAUCGUUUACGACUUCAUGACUCCCUGGCUUGGAACGGGACUGAUCGUAUCGACCGGAUCGAAAUGGACCCAGCGUAGAAAGAUCAUAACGCCAGCGUUUCAUUUCAAAAUACUGGAGGAUUUCCUUGUCAUCAUGAACCACCAGUCGGAUGUGCUGAUCGAGAAGCUGAAGACGAGUGCAAAUGGUACGGAUUGUAAUGUUUACAACCACGUGACGUACUGCGCACUGGACAUCAUCGCCGAAUCUGCCAUGAGUGUCAAGCUCAACACGCAACAGAACCCGAACUCAGAAUACGUGUUGGCAGUGAAAGAAAUGUCUGAUAUUAUCCUGAAGCGUCUGUUCUCUCUUCUUCGCGAAUACAAAUGGGCAUUCCAGUUUACCAAAGCCUACCGUCGUCAGCGAGAACUGGUGAAAGUGAUACACGAUUUUGCCCAUAAGGUGAUCAGCGAUCGUAAGAAGCAACUGCAUUCCGACGAACAAGAGGGACAGCGAGCCCAGAAACAACUUGCCGAAAAGGACGUCUAUGGGAAGCGUCGGAUGACUCUAUUGGACCUCCUAAUGAACGUUACCAUGGACGGUAAACCGCUAUCCGAUUCAGAAAUUCGGGAAGAAGUAGAUACGUUCAUGUUCACGGGACAUGAUACAACCACCUCUUGUAUCAGCUUUGCCGCAUACCAUCUCUCUCGCGAUGCUUCUAUCCAACAGCGUGUGUACGACGAGAUUCUAGCCAUUGUGGGACCGGAUGCCAAAACUGUAGAGCUUACCUACGGCACACUGCAGAAGCUGAAGUAUCUUGAGAUGGUGAUCAAGGAAACACUUCGCAUCAACCCUCCUGUACCGGUCAUAGGGCGUCGAUCGGCCGGUGACAUGGUGAUUGAUGGAGUGACCAUUCCAAAGGGACUCGAUUUCUUUUUAGUGAUCUACUCGCUGCACAAUGAUCCGGAACUGUAUCCCGAACCGACUCGUUUCGAUCCGGAACGGUUCGGCGAGGAAGCCUCGGUCAAGCGACCGUCAUACAGCUACAUGCCAUUUAGUGCGGGCUCACGGAACUGUAUUGGACAGCGGUACGCGAUGCUUGAGGUGAAAACCGUGCUCGUGAAGCUGCUGGCCAACUAUCAGUUGUUACCGUGCGAAGCAAGCAAUCAGCUGCGACUCAAAACCGAUAUGACACUGAAACCGGUGAAUGGUGCGUUUGUGAAGCUCGUCCGUAGAUAAGAUAUC